AAACAUCUUAAUUCAUUUCCUUUGACUAUUCACCCCAAAGCAGCUAGCUAGUUUAGCUACAUUGCACGGAGACUUGAGAAGCAUUAAACACUGUUUGUCCCGGUUUUGCAUGUCCAAUAAACAGACAGGCUCCACAGUCGGCACAAACAUGUCGCACACAAUUUUGCUUGUUCAACCGACCAAGAGACCCGAGGGCCGCACUUACGCUGACUACGAGUCGGUGAAUGAAUGUAUGGAAGGUGUUUGCAAAAUGUAUGAAGAACAUCUUAAGAGGAUGAAUCCGAACAGUCCGUCCAUCACUUAUGACAUUAGUCAGUUGUUUGACUUCAUUGACGACUUGGCCGAUCUGAGCUGUCUCGUGUACAGAACUGACACUCAAACGUACCAACCGUACAACAAAGACUGGAUCAAAGAGAAGAUAUAUGUCCUUCUGCGGCGUCAGGCUCAGCAGGCAGCAAAGUAAAGGCAUCGGUGUGGAGUUGUCCGGCUACACACACUUGGAAGGAGUUUAUACUGCACUGUAUUUCCACUGUGUCUCAAAGACCUUUUGUAAAAGGACACCAUUGUCCGUUUGACAAGGGUAGGGUUUUCAUAUUAUACUGUACAUGGGAAAAUGAAGGGGUUUGAAAACGGGGAGGGCGGGGAAUUUGAUGCCUCAUUUAGAAAUAGUCAUGCUCUGCAGCAUACAUACCUUUGUAAUGUGUUAAACUAAGAUCUGAGUUGAGCUAUAAGCUGCAAGGACUUGUUGACUGAGAGAAAUUCAUGUUAAAAUGCUCAACACGUUAGGUAAAGACUAUUUUUUUGUCAAAUAUUUGGGCUUUCAGAUUACCCAAAAGUUUCUGUUUAUGUACCAUUGACAUGGCAGUUUUAUUUGAAGAUGCUGUGGAUUUUAAAUGCAGAUGCUUACUUUUUCAAUGCCUGCAGACCAAUCCAGUAAUGCAACAGAUCCCAUAUGAUUUAUUUCCAUAUUUUAUCUUAUUGUCUGUAUAUCCUACCAUUAUGAUGUAAAAUCAUUUUUUUACGUUUUACGUAGUAUCUGAUUUUAACUAUCUAGAUUGUUUUCUUUAAUUCUACCCAAAUAAACUAUUGUUUUCAGA
This is a messenger RNA of Pungitius pungitius (ninespine stickleback), 1097 nucleotides long. Its product is annotated as enhancer of rudimentary homolog. The transcript is spliced from 4 exons. The coding region runs from base 110 to 463 and encodes 117 amino acids. The record is from RefSeq and is a predicted model, not a curated record. Lineage: Eukaryota; Metazoa; Chordata; Actinopteri; Perciformes; Gasterosteidae.